UACUGACGAAUCAUUUAUCAUUUGACCACUACUGUGGUCACACGGGUCAACUAAUAUGGUCUAUUUUGUACGAGCAUGGUCCAUAAUUUGCGUAGUGUUAUUGACGUGUGUGAUUGUGAACGCUAAUUUUAAACCUUUUCGAGCCGCUUUAUACUCUAGUUGGAUUACUUGUAACCAUACCAAAACUUUGGACCUCGAUGUCAGCGGUAUCCAAUUGUUCUUCUACGACUUCCAGAACAAUUUCAACGUCAGCUUCACAAUAGAUGGAGCUGCUAACAAUUUUGCUUCCGUCUACAACUUAGACGUAACCAGGCGUUUGAUUUUCUUCGUGCCUGGCUACAAGUCGAAUAUUGGAAAGAAAACCGAGGAACUGAUCAGACAAACGUUUAAAGAUGUACCAAAUAUCUAUCUAAUUAUUGUAGACCACUCACCGUACACAUCAGCGAAAGAGGGCAUGAUCAAAAGUUACGAAAGAUCUGUGCAAUAUGCGUAUUAUAUUGGACGAGCAUUGGGCCACUUCUUAUCAGACCUCCAUAGUAAUGGCUACCAGUCUAAAAAUAUUCAUUGCAUCGGCCAUAGCUUGGGCAGUCAAAUGCUCGGGUACGCAGGCACCACAUACCAGAAUAGAACCACGGAAAGCAUUUGGAGGAUUACGGGUAUAGAUCCAGCUGGUCCUUGUUUUUCAAAUGGAUUCAUACAGGAUCAUAUAAGGUCUGGCGUGGCUGGGUAUGUAGAAGUAUACCAUUGUAACGCCGGUGGUCUGGGCACAACGGCCGUGUUAGCUGAUAUAGAUUUCUUCAUGAACAGAAAGGGGAAGAAUCAGCCACAUUGCGAUGGCGGUAUAAUACCCGGUUUGGCGGAAUCUGAUGCCGCCAAAUGUAGCCACAAAGCGUGUGUUAAGUAUUGGGCAGCGACUGUCCAUCAUUCAGAGUGGUAUUUGGCUUGGGCAUGUGAUUCUUAUGAUUCAUUUCUAACAGGACGCUGUGCAGCGAAUCAAGUGACUAUAGCUGGGUAUUCUAAUCCUGGGAAUGCCACCGGUGUGUUCUAUGCUUCCACUGACGGUUAUGGUGUUGACUAAAAAAAAAUAUGUAAGUUAUUUAAGAGCAUAUCUCUAUAAGAGAAACAAUUGAUACUUUUGUUUGUAAUAUGAAUGUUGUUACGCUUUAAAUUAUUCUUAAAGAAACUGGAGCAGUUGUUAGAGAUAUCAGAAUAACGUUGUUUGAAAAAAAAUAAACGAUAAGGCUGUGUCUUUAAGCAUAUUCUUACGAAGUUUUAGUUAUGUUUAUUUUUUUAGUUUGCAGUGAUAAUAAUGAUGAUAUAAUAUAUUUUUUUGCUUGUAUGAUGUAUUAUCAUCAUAAUAAUGCUAUAUAAAAACAUUUUUUUACAUAUGUU
Messenger RNA from Achroia grisella, 1392 nucleotides. RefSeq names its product pancreatic triacylglycerol lipase-like. The transcript has 2 exons. The record is from RefSeq and is a predicted model, not a curated record. The coding region runs from base 56 to 1078 and encodes 340 amino acids. Gene Ontology annotation, molecular function: lipase activity. Lineage: Eukaryota; Metazoa; Arthropoda; Insecta; Lepidoptera; Pyralidae.